AAAUUUCUUGAAAUUUGCCUGGUUUUGUUUGUAUUUCCUGAAUGUUUUUCUUUAUCAAUUAACGCUAAUCAGGCUCCACGGAUCAAUUUUGUCUCGUUUAUGAUGGAAGCGGAAGGGCGGGGCGGUUACCUGGAAAGAGUGCCUACACUGGACAUUCUGGUCGAUCAUCUACGGCAGCAUGACCCACUGUUCGCCCGUGCCCGGCAUAUACCGAUGCAAUUUGAUAAACGCGUGGAAGGGAAUACGUCAAUCGUACCCAGCUUUCUUCGCGAUGCCAACGGGCAACGUUGCGAUGGACCCAAAAGCAACAUUCAGAGCUUCUUCUGGCCGUUCUAUUACCAGAAUGAACACAUGUUCAAUGCGUCAUGGGAUGAGGAGUUCACCGUUAUUAUGGCAUCAGUGUGCGCUGACGCGGUGAUCGAACUGGCGUAUGCAGUAUCGGGAAUCGAUGCACCCAUGCUGAUUGUUAAUCCCGAUAUCCGCCUGGCCAAUGUCCAGCGUUUUCCUAACGUCCUCAACAUCUUUUCCAUGCCGGAUAUAACGUUUGUCGACACACUGACCACCAUGGCGCACAAGUACUCCUGGUCCAGUAUCACUGUGUUGUGCACUUCGGCACCGGAAAUGAGGAUGUUAUUCUACACUUUAAUGUGUUCGGCGCUGCCGAGUCAUCUUGCCCGGCUGAAAAGUAGUGUGAAGGCGUUCAUCCAUUCGUUUCCGGUGAAUCUUAAAAGCAAUCGUAGUGAACAGUUUGCUGAGGCUUUGGUCGUUGCAAAGAAGCGCAGAGUGACGGUCCUCUUGUUUCCACCGGCGCUGACCCGCCGCUUCAUGGUUGCUGCUCUUGAUGCGGGAUUGAUAAACGGCGAUUACAUAUUUGUCGUAUUCGAAAUUGUCGCCGUUCCGGUUAACGAUGACCUUUACGGGGAUGAUGCCGUGGAUAAUACCGUCAACCAGACGGCGUUGCGGGAAUCGUUCCGGUCACUGCUGGUUAUCGGUGACGGAUCGGGCGGGCAGCCAGCUGCUGUCGACUCAUUCUUCGACGAUCUCAUUGAAGCGUUUCUAAUACGCAACAACUGGACAACAGAUCGAUCACACUUGAACAUCGCCGAUCCACUGUGGCAGUACGAACUGUUCGAAGUGUUUUCCCAGGUGUUUUUAGAAGUGCGCCAAGAACUGAGCUUUUUAACGGGCGCAACAUUUAUCAAGAAAUUUCUCAACCGAACGUACGUUUUACCAACCAAAACCAUGACGGUGGAUGCUUCGGGAACUGUUCUCAGUGUGGUUUCCAUUGGGCAGUUUAGCCCAUCCUUGGGACGAUUUGAUACUGCUAUUUCAUUUGAUACUCGAACCCGUUUCCUCAACGCUUCCCGGGUAACGUGGUUUAAUAAUGCUACCACCUUACCGGCUGAUUUCCCACUAUGUGGACUACAUGGCGAAGAUUGCUGGUAUACGCAGUAUCAUGAACUUCCGGCUGCACUUGGAGCCGUUGUCGGUUUAAUCAUCGUUGGAACCGCAGUAACCGUUGCUAUUAUUCGGAAGAAAUCAAAUCGUGACCGUAUAUCGAGCCUAUUUCAUGUCCGGGAUGCAAUGCAGUCACCAGGAGGAACACCGAGUGAUGAGACAAAUGUAUGGCUUGGUGAAAAAGAAGUCUUUGCCAAAGCUAUCAAAUCCGGCACUAUCAAGCGCAAUUUUAUGCAAAACACCAAAUUCUGUCGGACGUUGCUGACGAUCGAAGGCAUUCACCAUAAAUAUAUAGCAGCGUUUCAUGGGAUACUCGUGCAGAACCAUCAGCUCUAUGCUGUAUAUGAAACCUCAGAGAAGGGAACAAUACGUGCCUUUCUCCAGCGAAACCGGCACUUCUUAGAUGUCGACUUGAAAACGUACUGGGUGACGAAUAUAUUAGAGGCGUUGGUGUACAUCCACAAGUCGCCUUUGAAAGGGCACAAGAUGCUCUCGUCAGAAGCGUGUUUGGUGGACGCACGUUAUACAAUUAAAGUCCUCCUAACCGGAUACGCACACCUCGUACAAUGCGCUGCCAGUCACGGAGCACCAUCAGCAACGUGUGACACGUAUCAAACGGGUCGAAUUGUCGCUGAGCUGUUUGUAACCACCACCGAUUCUGAUGGGUGUAUCGUGGUGGACAACUCCACAACACCACCGCCAAUCCAUAACCUUAUCAUGGAGUGUCUCGCCGAGAAAACCGACGAGAAAUUGCGCAACGGCGUACUGUCCAGGCGACUGCAUUACUUUGCUCGUGUCAAGCAUAACAUCGUGGAGAUGAUGCUGAUGCGGCUUGAUCAGCACGCCCAACAUCUGGAAGCCGUCGUGACCGACCGCACCGAGAUGCUGAUUAAAGAGACGCAGAAGGUCGACCAUCUAUUACAUCAGAUGUUUCCAAGUGGUCUGGUUCUCCGGUUGCGAAACCGUGAAACGGUGGAAGCUGAGAUGUUCGAAUGUGCGACGGUAAUAUUCAGCGAUAUCCCGGCCUUUACCGACCUGGCCACGGUACUAUCGCCCAUGGCCAUUGUUCAGUUACUGAACCUGAUGCAUUCGAAGUUCGACGAGAUUGUCGGACGGUUUGAUGUGUACAAAGUGGAGACUAUUAGCGAUUCUUAUGUGGUAGUUAGUGGCGUACCGAAUCGUAACGGAACCAGCCAUGCAAGUGAGCAGUGCGCCCUGGCAUUGCAUCUUUUACCCGUCGCGCAAAUUGCUAAUACGGUCUUUCUUGAUACCGGUCUUCUGGCGGUCCGCGUCGGCAUUAAUUCGGGUCCGGUUGCGGCGGCUGUGGUCGGAUUGCGAAUGCCUCGCUACUGUUUAUUCGGUGAUGCGAUGAACACCGCCAGCCGCAUGGAAUCCCACGGGGCCGGUUAGUAUCCGCGGCAUAACACGCUAUCCGCAAUC
This is a messenger RNA of Paramacrobiotus metropolitanus, 2898 nucleotides long. RefSeq names its product atrial natriuretic peptide receptor 1-like. Lineage: Eukaryota; Metazoa; Tardigrada; Eutardigrada; Parachela; Macrobiotidae. Gene Ontology annotation, molecular function: protein tyrosine kinase activity; guanylate cyclase activity; peptide receptor activity. Bases 100 to 2868 code for a protein of 922 amino acids. Gene Ontology annotation, biological process: protein phosphorylation; cGMP biosynthetic process; intracellular signal transduction. The record is from RefSeq and is a predicted model, not a curated record. The transcript is spliced from 19 exons.